This is a messenger RNA of Mitosporidium daphniae, 1068 nucleotides long. RefSeq names its product cytoplasmic tRNA 2-thiolation protein 1. Gene Ontology annotation, biological process: tRNA wobble position uridine thiolation. Bases 1 to 1068 code for a protein of 355 amino acids. The transcript is spliced from 6 exons. The record is from RefSeq and is a predicted model, not a curated record. Gene Ontology annotation, molecular function: tRNA binding. Lineage: Eukaryota; Fungi; Microsporidia. Gene Ontology annotation, cellular component: mitochondrion; cytosolic tRNA wobble base thiouridylase complex.
AUGCAGUGUGUUAGAUGCACCUCUGCCCGUGCCAUCAUUAGACGCUCACUAUCUGGAGAGGCCGUGUGCAAAGGGUGUUUUUUCUAUCUCUUUGAGGAAGAAAUCCAUCAGACAAUAACUUCUAGCUCCCUCUUCCAGCCCGGUGACAAGGUUGCCAUUGCUGUUUCUGGAGGAAAAGAUUCCACGGUUCUGGCACAUGUUUUAACGACACUCAAUAAGCGAUAUAAUUAUAACUUGGACUUACUUUUGCUCUCCAUAGAUGAGGGUAUUUCUGGAUAUCGCGACGACUCUUUAGAGACGGUAAAAGUGAACCAAAUUGAAUAUGGGCUUCCAUUGAAAAUAAUAACCUAUGAAGAGCUAUAUGAAGGAUGGACGAUGGACAAAAUUGUUGCCAGGAUUGGAAACAAAAACAAUUGCACAUUUUGCGGUGUAUUUCGGAGACAGGCUCUGGAUCGAGGCGCAGUGCUCAUCGGUGCCAGUACAAUUGUCACUGGACAUAAUGCCGAUGAUAUGGCAGAGACUGUGCUUCUGAAUUGUAAGGGCGAUGUUCCUCGACUUGCUCGAUGCACCUCUAUAAGGACAUGUUCUGACCCAAAGGAUUCCACAUCAGAGUGUGAUGGGGAGAAAUCUACAUGGACCGUUCCCCGAUCGAAGCCAUUCAAAUACACAUUUGAAAAGGAGAUUGUUAUGUAUGCAUAUCACAAAAAGCUGACUUAUUUUUCAACCGAGUGCAAGUAUGCGCCAAACGCCUACAGGGGCCAUGCUCGGACCUUUUUGAAGCAGUUGGAGAGGAUGAACCCUAGAAUUAUCCUAAACAUCAUUCGAUCUGGAGAGUCUUUUGCUAAGCUUGCCGUAUGUGCACUUGGAGAUCCCUCAGCACCGGUCCAACAAAACUGUACUAGAUGCGGAUAUAUCUCCAGCAACCCGCUGUGCAAAGCCUGCGUGUUAUUGGAGGGGCUAAGAAGAAACAUCCCAGGGUUUGCUCCUUUACAUUUUUAUUCUAGUCUCGGCAUUAAAAAGAACGAACACCAGGGAAGGCGGAGAGAAAUCGCCUACAAUAAAUCAUAA